Molecule: messenger RNA, 2224 nt
Organism: Scomber scombrus (Atlantic mackerel)
Lineage: Eukaryota; Metazoa; Chordata; Actinopteri; Scombriformes; Scombridae
Product: folylpolyglutamate synthase, mitochondrial-like
Exons: 15
Coding region: 413-2017 (534 amino acids)
Biological process (GO): tetrahydrofolylpolyglutamate biosynthetic process
Cellular component (GO): cytosol; cytoplasm; mitochondrion
Molecular function (GO): ATP binding; tetrahydrofolylpolyglutamate synthase activity
Source: RefSeq, a predicted model, not a curated record
AGUUUAUGAAGGGCGCUUGUAUCAGGAAUUGUCAUGCACUCGUUGCCAUAAACUGCUUCAUUGUACUUUGUUUUAAGAUAACACUCCUCUCAUUCACUUUGAAUACGUUUUCAGCUCCUUUAGUGAAAAUCAGGGAUGAAUCGAAUGAAUAACGUGCUGAGAUAAGUGUUUUGACAGCUCUGGUGAUUCGCUUUUAUGAGGCAGAAAUCUUAUGCAAACAAUUGCUCUGAGCUGGAAAAAAAAAGGCAGGAACCUGAUCACACCAGUUUGCUAUCUGAGCACGCUCAGCCCUUCACAGUACCAACAGAGGUUAUAACUGGCUAAUUUCCAUUAUACUGGAUUCACCUGCACGUGAAUUCACAUUUGUGUAGUUUUCAUGUAGCUGUUAAUUCACUGAUAAGGCUUUAGCACCAUGUUACUGGGUCAAACUACUGUCAUGAACAGGCGUGCAACAUUUCAAGGAGCUCUAUGUGUCCUGAACAGCCUGCAGAAUAAUGCUGGAGUAUUGGAGCGACUGAAAGCACGUCAAGACAAUCCUGGUGUGCAGUUCCAGGCCAUGCAGGGAUUCCUCCAUCGGACCGACAUCACUGUGGGUGAACUGGACAAGCUCAACAUUAUCCAUGUUACUGGGACUAAAGGAAAGGGGUCAACAUGUGCUUUCAUUGAGAGGAUACUGAGGAAUUAUGGCUUUCGGACUGGAUUUUACAGCUCUCCACACUUGGUUCAUGUCAGAGAGAGAAUACGCAUCAAUGGAUGGCCGAUCAGCAAGAAGAUUUUCAACAAGUACUUUUGGGAGGUGUACGAGCGGUUAGAGGACACAAAGGACAUCCAUGGAGGCAGCAUGCCCUUCUAUUUCCAGCUCCUGACUCUGCUGGCAUUCCAUGUUUUCCAACAAGAGCGGGUGGAUUUGGCAGUGAUUGAAGUGGGGAUAGGAGGGGAGUAUGACUGCACAAACAUAAUCAGGAAUCCAUGGGUGUGUGGGGUCACAUCUCUUGGAUUUGAUCACUGCAGUCUGCUUGGAGACACUGUGGAGAAGAUAGCCUGGCAGAAGGCGGGAAUAUUCAAGCCAGGUGUCCCAGCAUUCACUGUCAGACAGCAAGCCGGCCCUCUGAGAGUCCUGCAGGACAGAGCUGAACAGAUUGGGUGUCCUCUGUGGGUCUGUCCUGAGCUGGAUCAGUAUGAGUCUGCCAUUGGUCCUGUGAGUCUAGGACUGGCGGGGAAACACCAGCGCUUAAACGCAUCACUCGCCAUGCAGCUCAGCUACAGCUGGCUGCAACGCCAUGAGGCUGUACAGAAAGGAGAUGACCAGAGUUUAGCCGAAGCUGCCUCCAGACCAGGCUCCCAGGCCGUCACUUUUCAGCCCAGCACAGCCAUGCUGCAAGGUCUGAAGGAGACACAGUGGUUAGGACGAAACCAGACGCUGAGGCAUGGCUCCGUCACAUAUUACCUGGAUGGAGCUCAUACCACAGCCAGCAUACAGGCCUGUGUCCGCUGGUUCAUCCAGGAGACGCUGCAGAGAGACCAGACUCGGGGCCCUGGUAUUAAAAUCCUGCUCUUUAACACAACAGGAGAAAGGGACUCUGCUUCUUUACUCAGAUUGCUGGUGCCCUGCCAGUUUGACUACGCUCUGUUCUGCCCCAACAUCACUGAAACACCUACAGACAAUACAGCUCAACGCAGCGCCAGUGUGAAUGUGCAGCACAUGUUGGCACGCUGCAGAGCAAUCCAGAGCAGCUGGCAGAGCCUGAACACAACAGAAAUAAUACAUCGCCACCUGCUGACCAACUGCAGGAGUCACAGCCUGGUGUUCCCCUGCAUCGUGAGCGCCCUCCAGUGGAUCAAUCAGGGAACAGAGUUGGUGUCGGUCCCUGCUGGAUCAAAGAGCUCCUGCUGGAUCCCCCCUCCUGAGUCCACUGACAAGCUGAGGGAGGCAAGUCACAUUUCUGUUCUGGUGACUGGCAGCUUGCACCUGGUGGGAGGAGUGUUGAAACACCUGGAACCUUCACUCGACUCAUAGUGGAUCAGAAAUGACUGAUUGUGGUUUUAUUACUAUUUUAAUACAUUUCGGUAUCAAUCAGAGGACUUUAUACUCACAGUGAGACUAAUAAUGAGUACAGCUCUCGUUGUAGGGGUUUGUGUUCAUGGUAACUACUGAUUAUAAAUUUAACAUUUAAUAUUUAUGUUUUUUAUUGUCAGUAUCAAUACAAUAUUUCUGGUAACUUCA